Molecule: messenger RNA, 546 nt
Organism: Penicillium argentinense
Lineage: Eukaryota; Fungi; Ascomycota; Eurotiomycetes; Eurotiales; Aspergillaceae
Exons: 2
Coding region: 1-546 (181 amino acids)
Source: RefSeq, a predicted model, not a curated record
AUGUUCCACCGUCGUCGCCCUGCUACGACAACCACCCGCUCCUCGAAGCCAACUCUCAUGACGCGCCUUCGUGGUCCAAACGCGAAAAGCAAGACAGUCAAGACGAAGACUACAACCACCCGCCAUGGCCCCUCUUCCCACCGCACUACGAAGCGUCACUGGGGUGUGGGCAGGCCGGUUCAGCAUCAUCGUCGGAAGACUACCCUCGGGGAUAAACUCUCCGGUGCUAUGCUGAAGCUGAAGGGGAGUUUGAUGCAUCGGCCGGCCGUGAAGGUAAGUGUUACACAGGACUGCGGGGAUGCCGCAUUCCUCCCCAAGACGUUCACCAUCCGCCUUCAAAAGGGGACCUUCACCCAGGCAUCCUCAAAGCACGAGAUAUAUUAUACCUACCGACUAAACUUCGACAAAUCACCCUACCCUCCAGCCGCGGAGUGGAAAGAAGCGCAAUGCGGCCACGAAUGCUGGACCCGACGCUCCUUUACCAGCGGUAAAUACAAGAAAGUCGAGAUCACCGCCUGGUACCGCCUCAAACGCAAUGUCCUGUAA